AUGGAGGCGUCUCGAGGCCCUCCCCGGGUCAAAAACAAGGCCGCCGCGCCGAUCCAGAUAUCCGCAGAGCAGCUCCUCCGUGAAGCUGUAGACCGACAAGAGCCUGGCCUGCAGGCCCCAACACAGCGCUUUGCCGAUCUGGAGGAGCUCCACGAGUAUCAAGGUCGCAAGCGCAAGGAUUUUGAGGACUAUGUACGCCGCAAUCGAAUUAAUAUGAACAACUGGAUGCGCUAUGCCGCAUGGGAACUGGAACAGAAGGAAUUCAAGCGCGCACGAUCCAUUUUCGAACGCGCCUUGGAUGUUGAUUCAACUUCUGUUAUUUUGUGGAUUCGGUACAUCGAAGCUGAAAUGAAGACCAGAAACAUCAACCAUGCUCGCAAUCUUCUUGACCGCGCUGUCACCAUUCUCCCCCGCGUCGAUAAACUCUGGUACAAAUAUGUCUACAUGGAGGAAACCCUGGGUAAUAUCCCCGGUACGCGGCAGGUUUUUGAGCGAUGGAUGUCAUGGGAGCCCGAAGAGGGUGCAUGGGGUGCUUAUAUCAAGCUGGAGAAGCGAUACAGCGAAUUUGAAAGAGCGCGAGCAAUCUUCCAGCGGUUUACUAUCGUGCAUCCCGAGCCACGGAAUUGGAUCAAAUGGGCCCGAUUUGAAGAAGAGUAUGGGACAAGUGAUUUGGUCCGCGAGGUUUAUGGCUUUGCCAUCGAAACCUUGGGAGAGGAUUUCAUGGAUGAGAAGCUUUUCUCAGCCUAUGCCAAGUUCGAGGCCAAGUUGAAGGAAUAUGAGCGCGCCCGGGCAAUCUACAAAUACGCUUUGGAUCGUCUGUCUCGUUCGAAGUCAAUGGCUCUUCACAAGGCCUACACAACCUUUGAGAAGCAAUUCGGUGAUCGGGAAGGUGUGGAAGAUGUGAUCCUGUCCAAGCGUCGGGUUCAAUAUGAGGAGCAACUGAAGGAAAAUCCCCGCAAUUAUGACAUCUGGUUUGACUUUGCGCGCUUGGAGGAAACCUCCGGAGACCCAGAUAAAGUCCGAGACGUCUACGAGCGGGCUAUCGCACAAAUCCCUCCUUCACAAGAAAAGCGCCAUUGGCGCCGAUAUAUCUACCUCUGGAUCUUCUAUGCGGUGUGGGAAGAAAUGGAGGCGAAAGAUGUCACGCGUGCGCGACAGAUCUAUCAAGAAUGCAUACGGUUGAUCCCACACAAGAAAUUCACAUUUGCAAAGGUGUGGUUAAUGAAGGCACAGUUUGAGGUUCGGCAGAUGGAGCUGCAAACUGCGCGAAAGACAUUAGGAAUGGCGAUUGGAGCCUGUCCCAAAGAUAAGCUCUUCCGUGGCUAUAUCAACUUGGAGCGGCAGCUCUUCGAGUUUGUGCGAUGCCGUACCUUGUACGAAAAGCAGAUCGAGUGGAACUCCUCUAAUAGUCAAUCUUGGAUCCAGUAUGCUGAACUUGAGCGUGGCCUGGAUGAUCUCGACCGGGCGCGCGGUCUUUACGAGUUGGGCAUUGAACAGCCUACCCUCGAUAUGCCGGAAUUGGUAUGGAAGUCUUACAUCGAUUUUGAAGAGUACGAAGGGGAGUUUGACCGCGUUCGGGCCUUAUACGAACGUCUCUUAUCCAAGACAGACCACGUGAAAGUGUGGAUUAAUUACGCCCGAUUUGAGAUUAAUAUCCCCGAGGACGAGGAGGAUGAGGAGGAAGCAGAAGAGCGACCAGUCAGCGAAGAGGCCAAACGUCGUGCGCGAGCGGUGUUUACUCGAGCACACAAGAUAUUCAAGGAUAAGGAGCUUAAGGAAGAGCGAGUGGAAUUGCUUAAUGCGUGGCGAUCAUUUGAAAACACGCAUGGCUCCGCGGAAGACAUUGAGAAAAUUGAGAAACAGAUGCCCCGACGAGUCAAGAAACGGCGUAAGCUGGAGGAUGACCGGUAUGAGGAGUACAUGGACUACGUAUUCCCGGCCGACGACCAAUCGGCGGCUAAUCUGUCCCGGCUCCUUCAAACGGCGCACGCGUGGAAACAAACCCAAGGCUAG
Molecule: messenger RNA, 2013 nt
Organism: Penicillium angulare
Lineage: Eukaryota; Fungi; Ascomycota; Eurotiomycetes; Eurotiales; Aspergillaceae
Gene: clf1
Product: putative cell cycle control protein (Cwf4)
Exons: 2
Coding region: 1-2013 (670 amino acids)
Biological process (GO): mRNA splicing, via spliceosome; spliceosomal complex assembly
Cellular component (GO): Prp19 complex; U2-type catalytic step 2 spliceosome; precatalytic spliceosome
Molecular function (GO): protein binding
Source: RefSeq, a predicted model, not a curated record